AUGGGUGCGCGGUGCAGCGGCGGCUGCGACGGGCGUGAGGACGGCGCCGUGGAGGCGCUGGUGCAGUGGCAGAAGGUGAGCGACUUCCUGAUCGGGGCGUCCUACAUGUCCAUCCCGCUGGAGCUGCUGCACUUCGCCACCUGCGCCGACCUCAAGCCGCUCCGGUGGGUGCUCCUCCAGUUCGGCGCCUUCAUCGUGCUCUGCGGCCUCGUCCACCUCGUCGCCGUCUUCACCUACGCCCGCCCGGACUCGCGCCGACUCCUCGUUGCCAACACCGCCGCCAAGGUGCUGGCCGCCGUCGCCGCCGUCUCCCUCCCCACCUUCAUCCCUCAGCUGCUCCGCCUCAAGACCCGCGAGGCGCUCCUCCGGGACAAGGCGCGCCAGCUGGACCGCGACGUCGACCUCGUCAGGCGCCGCGAGGAGAUCGCCGCGCGCGUCGUCCGCGCCAUCACGCAGCACAUCCGCCGCGACGGUGGAGGCGGAGCCGGAGGUGCUCUCCAGCCAGACACGCACGCCGUCCUGCGCACCGCCGUGUUCCACCUCUCCGACGCCCUCAGCCUCAGCAGCUGCGCUGUCUGGAUGCCCGCGGCGUCCAGUGAUGAUGGCCAAAGCUUGCUCCACCUCGUACAUCAGCUGCCUGAAGAUGAGCACCAAGCCCCGACGAUAACGACGAGGAAGGCCAUUCGCAUCACUGACCCGGACGUGGCCGCCGUCAUGGCCAGCAAGGACGCCAAGGUGCUGAGGCCGGGCUCGGCGCUCGGGACGACGUCUGGUCAUGGACGUGCGGCUGCCAUACGGAUGCCUAUGCUGACGGUGUCCAACUUCGUCGACGCAUCAUCCUCAGGAUCAGAUGGGCAGGGAGCUGCUAAUCACAGGGCUAGAGGAGGAGGAGGAGGAGCACGAGAGUGGAACAGGCAGGAGCUGGAGAUCGUGGAGGUUGCGACGGACCCGUUAGCCGUGGCGCUGUCGCACGCGGCGGUGCAGGAGGAGUGGCAGCUGACUCGGCACAAGCUGGCCGAGUGGCAGAGGGUCCUGGCGCAGGCCCGGCACGACGCCGCGGUGGCCACCGGGGCCAGGGACGCCGCGCAGAGCGCCAUGCGCGACGGCGUGCUGAGGCCGAUGCACUCCGUCGCGGGGCUGCUCUCGCUGAUGCAGGCGCAGCAGCAGCAGGACGGGGCCUUCCGUUGCGCCGAGCAGAGGGUCGCCGUGGAUGCCAUGGCCAGGAUCAGCGCCCUCUCCUCCACGCUGAUUGACGACGUCAUGGCGGCGCUGCUGACGCCGGCGACUGUCCGUGGUGAGCCAGAGUCGGCGGGUGCCAGCGUGAGCUUGGCGCGGAGGCCGUUCGAUCCCCGCGCGAUGGUCAAGGACGCGGCCGGCGUGGCGGGGUGCCUCGCCCGUUGCAGGGGGCUCGGCUUCUUGCAUCGGGCGGAGAUGAGCUCUCUGCCCGCGAAAUGCUGUGUGGUCGGCGACGACAGGCGCGUGUUCCACCUCCUGCUGCACAUGCUUGGCGUUCUGUUGGACCAGUGCGAAUGCCAUUGCCAUGACCUCUGCUUUGCCGUGGACACUGUUCCGGUGGAUGACCAGGAGACCAUGUCAGGCUCAGGCCUCCCUGAUUGGAUCACCCCCAACUUCUCUGGCUGCAAACUGGGUAUGUGUCAGGUUCCGAUUUGGGAUCACAAAACACUUCCGAGACAGCUUACUGCUUUCGUGCAGCCCACGGCCUCAAGAAAGAAUCAGAAGAAGGACCAGCACCAGCGUCAGCGUCAGUUCAGUUUCAGUCAGCUCCGAGACGCGGCUAAGCAUCGCUACGUGCAACAAGAUCGUGCAGAUGAUGAACGUGACGACACCAGCCGGGAGGUGACGCGGAAGCUCCUGGAGAGGCUCGGCUGCCAUGUGCUGCCGGUCCCGUCGGCCGCGCACUGCCUCAGCCUUCUACUGGGGAGCGCCACCGCUGGCGGCGAUAAUCCGUCGUUCCAGUUCCCCUACUUGCAACCGCAGGCGGUGCUUCUGGACCUCCACACACCAGCCGCAGCUAGCGUUGACGCCGCCAGUGCGAUGGAUGAUGGGUUUGAGGUCGCCCUCAGGAUCCGGGAGGUCACCGGCGACAGGUUCAGCUGGCUGCUCAUACUUGUCGCGCUGCCAUUGCCACCGAGAGCAAGCUGCAUCGACGUCCGCGACGUGUGCAAGCGGACGGGAGUGAAUGGCGUCAUCCACAAACCCAUCACGCUGCCAGCACUGGCAGCUCAGCUUCAGAGAGCUGUCCACAACGACAGCUGA
Miscanthus lutarioriparius is the source of this 2277-nucleotide messenger RNA. Lineage: Eukaryota; Viridiplantae; Streptophyta; Magnoliopsida; Poales; Poaceae. The record is from the annotation of a GenBank genome assembly.